This is a messenger RNA of Apodemus sylvaticus (European woodmouse), 5497 nucleotides long. It is a transcript of the gene Usp46, whose product is annotated as ubiquitin specific peptidase 46. Gene Ontology annotation, cellular component: nucleus; cytosol. Bases 152 to 1252 code for a protein of 366 amino acids. The transcript has 9 exons. Gene Ontology annotation, molecular function: cysteine-type endopeptidase activity; cysteine-type deubiquitinase activity. The record is from RefSeq and is a predicted model, not a curated record. Gene Ontology annotation, biological process: protein deubiquitination. Lineage: Eukaryota; Metazoa; Chordata; Mammalia; Rodentia; Muridae.
CUCGCCGCCGCCCGGCCUCGCUCGCCCAACCCCACUGCAAGCCGGCCCCAGGCCGCCUCGCCGCCACCCGGCCUCGCUGCGCGCCACCAUGGACAGUCCCGUUUUCCCCUGGUAAAGAUGGCGGUGCGCGAUCGCUGCAACCUUUAGACUAAUGACUGUCCGAAACAUCGCCUCCAUCUGUAAUAUGGGCACCAAUGCCUCUGCUCUGGAAAAAGACAUUGGACCAGAGCAGUUUCCGAUCAAUGAACACUACUUCGGAUUGGUCAAUUUUGGAAACACAUGCUAUUGUAACUCCGUGCUGCAAGCGUUGUACUUCUGCCGGCCGUUCCGGGAGAAUGUGUUGGCCUACAAGGCCCAGCAAAAAAAGAAGGAAAACCUGUUGACAUGCCUGGCAGACCUGUUCCACAGCAUUGCCACGCAGAAGAAGAAGGUUGGCGUCAUCCCACCAAAGAAGUUCAUUUCAAGGCUGAGGAAAGAGAACGAUCUCUUCGACAACUACAUGCAGCAGGAUGCCCACGAGUUUUUAAAUUAUUUGCUAAACACUAUCGCGGACAUCCUGCAGGAAGAGAAGAAACAGGAAAAACAAAACGGGAAAUUAAAAAAUGGCAACAUGAACGAAGCAGCGGAGAACAGCAAGCCAGAACUCACCUGGGUCCACGAGAUUUUUCAGGGAACACUCACUAACGAAACGCGAUGCUUGAACUGUGAAACUGUGAGUAGCAAAGAUGAAGAUUUUCUUGACCUGUCUGUUGAUGUGGAACAGAACACCUCUAUCACCCACUGUCUGAGAGACUUCAGCAACACAGAAACGCUGUGUAGUGAACAAAAAUAUUAUUGUGAAACAUGUUGCAGCAAACAGGAGGCUCAGAAGAGGAUGAGGGUGAAAAAGCUGCCCAUGAUUUUGGCCCUGCACCUGAAGAGGUUCAAGUACAUGGAGCAGCUGCACAGGUACACCAAGCUGUCUUACCGGGUGGUCUUCCCUCUGGAGCUCCGGCUCUUCAACACCUCCAGCGAUGCCGUGAACCUGGACCGCAUGUAUGACCUGGUUGCCGUGGUCGUUCACUGUGGAAGUGGUCCUAACCGCGGGCAUUACAUCACCAUCGUGAAGAGUCAUGGCUUCUGGCUGUUGUUUGAUGACGACAUUGUAGAGAAAAUAGAUGCUCAAGCCAUUGAGGAAUUCUAUGGUCUAACGUCAGACAUAUCAAAAAAUUCAGAAUCUGGAUAUAUUUUAUUCUAUCAAUCAAGAGAAUAACUUGGUGGAGCACGAGAGACUCAUUCAAGCAGGGAAAUACGCAAAGCACUAGAGCCGUGUUUCUCUGAAAACCUCCCCUCCCCCCAGUGGUCCACUGACGUCAUCACUCUGAUGCCCACUGGUCCGGCAGUGUUAAACUUCCUUCCUUUGUGUUUUUACAUGCAGCACUACUCCUGGCUCUGUUUUGGUCUGAGGUAGAGUUAACUGUGGUCAGAUUAUAUAGUCAGAUUUACAUGAAUAACUGUUGCUAAUUUUAAGAUUGGGGUGAAUGUUAUGCCUCUUGUCGUGUCUGGCUAAACUAGAGUAAUAUUUCCUGUAAAUGUCUUGGUCCAUGCUGAGUGUUUGGUAGGCUUCCUGAAUGGUUUCCGGGGUGGAGGUGGGGGCCCUUUCCAUGCAUUCCUUUCACGGGUCCCUGGAAGCACUGCUACCUGUUGUUAGCGUGCCUGCCUCCUCUGAUGGGAGGAGUUGGGUAGAUAGAUAUUCAUCUGUCGGGGCUGCAACCAUAGCUUUAAGUUUGUGCAAGUGAAAAUAUUUAAAAGUGAGUGGCCUAGAUGCUGAAAUCAUCCUCCACAUUGGAGCAAGGGGAGGUAAAGCUGUUGUGGGUGGCUGGUGUUUGCACCCAGCUGUGCUUACCUAGCUGGUAGAAUCCCAGGGGCUAAGACAUUACGGAGCUCAGGGCAGGCAAAGCCAAGAGGAAGAUGUUUCUGUGGUCAGUGAGAAGUUACUUAUCUUUCUACCAAAAGCCACGUUUCAGGAAAAUAGCACAAUGCUGGUCAUUUUUAGUAAUAAUUUUCUUCCAUCAGGUCCUGUAGUUAUAUUCUUCUUGUAUUUGGUACCCCUGAAUUUUUCAAGCUGUCUUUCCAAUCCUGCUGAUGUUUUGCAGUCGGUGGUACCAGGGCUGAGACAACACCAACAUCUUUCCUAGAUAAGGAAGAUGAAUCAAAAACUCUGUUCACCUUGACCAUCAGCAAAUUGUAUAGCUGCUUCUUUCUUCUUCUUCUUCUUCUUCUUCUUCUUCUUCUUCUUCUUCUUCUUCUUCUUCUUCUUCUUCUUCUUCUUCUUCCUCCUCCUCCUCCUCCUCCUCCUCCUCUUCCUCCUCUUCCUUCUUCUUCUUCUUCUUCUUCUUCUUCUUCUUCUUCUUCUUCUUCUUCUUCUUCUUCUUCUUCUUCUUCUUCUUCUUCUUCUUCUUCCUCCUCCUCCUCCUCCUCCUCCUCCUCCUCCUCUUCCUCCUCCUCCUUCUUCUUUCUUCUUCUUCUUCUUCUUCUUCUUCUUCUUCUUCUUCUUCUUCUUCUUCUUCUUCUUCUUCUUCUUCUUCUUCUUCUUCUUCUUCUUCUUCCUCCUCCUCCUCCUCCUCCUCCUCUUCCUCCUCCUUCUUCUUUCUUCUUCUUCUUCUUCUUCUUCUUCUUCUUCUUCUUCUUCUUCUUCUUCUUCUUCUUCUUCUUCUUCUUCUUCUUCCUCCUCCUCCUCCUCCUCUUCCUCCUCCUCCUUCUUUCUUUCUUCUUCUUCUUCUUCUUCUUCUUCUUCUUCUUCUUCUUCUUCUUCUUCUUCUUCUUCUUCUUCUUCUUCCUCCUCCUCCUCCUCCUCCUUCUUCUUCUUCCUCCUCCUCCUCCUCCUCCUCCUCUUCCUCCUCCUUCUUCUUUCUUCUUCUUCUUCUUCUUCUUCUUCUUCUUCUUCCUCCUCCUCCUCCUCCUCUUCCUCCUCCUCCUCCUCCUCCUCCUCUUCCUCCUCCUCCUUCUUUCUUUCUUCUUCUUCUUCUUCUUCUUCUUCUUCUUCUUCUUCUUCUUCUUCUUCUUCUUCUUCUUCUUCUUCUUCUUCCUCCUCCUCCUCUUCCUCCUCCUCCUCCUCCUCCUCCUCUUCCUCCUCCUCCUUCUUUCUUUCUUCUUCUUCUUCUUCUUCUUCUUCUUCUUCUUCUUCUUCCUCCUCCUCCUCCUCCUCCUUCUUCUUCUUCCUCCUCCUCCUCCUCCUCCUUUCUCCUUUCUCCUUCAGUCUGUUUAUGGAGGCACUGACAAGUAAAGCUGGAGUCAGUGCAGUGUGAGGUGGGUCACAGGAAGUGUUAGGAGGUGGGUGGAGGGGUAAGAUGGCGGCUGUUUCUCUGGCUCAGAUUCCUAGAAUGCUUGACAAGACAGUUUCCUGGAAGAACCUCAUCUCACCGUUUCCCCCUUUUGUUAUGUGUGUAUUUAUUAGAGCAUUUGCAUAUUGGUACCUUUUAUUAAAAGGGUUGAUUUGGUGUUUUACCAUUGAAUGGAUCUUGGUUUUCCUACAAAUACUAUGAGUCAUAGUCCUUGGCUUCCUUUGGGACGUCGGUUGACUUCCAUACACUAUAUAUACUGUGAACGUGUUAUGUUGUGAGGUAAUACGUCAGCAAACGAACAUGCAAACUCGUGCCGCAAUGUGAACUCAAACUGCAGUUAAAAGUGUCAGUGGCCAUUUUGCAGCAAUGAAGAGGAUAGCACUUUAUCUAGGUGAAAACUGGACUUCUUAUUUCUGAAAUAUCUUGAAUUGUUUGUGACUCAGAACUUAAGCAUGCUGACACUUCAUUUGUUCAUGCUUGAAGGGACGUGUUUCAUUCUUCACUGGAGCAGACGAAACAGGGUUAUGUCAUGUUACUCUCUUAUGCAAGUGACGAAAACGAACCUUGCCUUGGUUAGAGGCAAUGCAUAUUUAUAAAUAUUUUAUCUUUUUUUCCCCUCCAUGAAGCAUAUUUAUUAAUCACUUACUUGGAGGUGAACCUUCAUUCUUUAAGGAGAGGCACUUUCCCAAGUAUAAGUGUUUGAUGGCCUGAUAUAUUUGUACACAUACAGCCAUAUACUUGACUGUGGGUUUCAAAGGUUAAGAAAAUGGCGACGGGUUUCUAAUAUAUUUGGAACUGAUCAUAGAACAAAAUCUAUUAAAACUAUCUUUGAAACAACUCUUGCAGCUAAUUUAUUAGACAAAAGAAAAAAAAAAGUUUCAAUCGGAAGCCCAAAUGCUAUUGUAGGCUCAGCACAUUUUUCUUCUCUCUCUCUCUCUCUCUCUCUCUCUCUCUCUCUCUCUCUCUCUCUCUCUCUUCCUUUCUUUUGUUUCUGGGAGCCUGUAAUGUAUUCCCCAGCAAUGUAACCAAAGUCAUUGCUUUGAAUGGAAAAAGUAAGUUAAAAUUCAGUAUUCAUGAAGAGGUUUUGGAAGAAAAGGAGAUGAACGAUUGUUGAGGCUACUGUACUGGCAUUCAGUUGGUUGUGUGGCGCCAGAAAAGAAGACCAGAGAAGACAUGCGUCUCCAUCAGCACUCCAUCAGUUUAUCACAUGUAGACCUAUCUGGUAGUGACUUACCUUUUCUUCAGCAAAGAAAACACAAGGCAGCUCUGUCCCACCCACCCACCCCUUUCAUUUUUUUCCUAGAGAAGUCAUGUUCUAACUUACUGUCCCUGGUUCUUAGCAUUAAGCAGGGGAUGAGAGCAGCUGCGGGACACGUGAGACCAAGCCCAGGUCACAGAGAUAGCACAAAGACCCAGCAAAGUCCCCGAUGGGGGUUGGUAUGCCCUUUCUUCAGCUGGACUGACUAAGCCUGCUGAAUUUUUCUUAGUUUCUGUAAAAGCUGGGUAUUUACAAAGAAAUUACAGUGUCUUUCAAGAGACUUUAUUAUUAUUAUUUUUUUUUAAAUGAAAUGUUUCUUUUAUUGGUUAUUUGAUACUUUAACAUCUAGAGUAUGGUGCAGUAUGCUAAAUCUUUUGUUUCAGAGCAAAUGUUAGUAAAAUGGUGGCGUGCAUAAUCUUGUUACAUUGAUGCAUUUUCUUCCCAUUCCAAGGCAUCAUCAGGUAGACUGGCUUAAAGAGAGCCAGGAAGGACACAGUCAGGGUGAAUAGGAAGCCACUCCCACGUGGUUUUAUGUCCCAAUUAUAUUUUGGGCUUAACGUCAAAUGGAAAAUGACAGAAAUGGUCCCUUUGCAUUGUUUUCAUGGGUACCCUUAAUCUCAUGGGCAUGCCUAACUUGAAAGUCUGUUCUAACUGGCGCUUAAGGCUUAUUUUAGAUACUGGAGUGUAGCUUUAUUAUGGAUGGACUUUAUCUUUUAAACAUUUCAUUUUGAUCAACUUUGUAUAUUCAUGUGUAUUAAAAUAUCAUGGCACUAAAUGUUUCCCUCCCCCCACCCCCGGUUUGCUGUAUCUGGUCAAGGCAUUUGCCAGCACCAUUGUGAUUAGCUCAUGCAAAUGGCGUGGGCCAGAGGAGAUUAUUGCCUAUUUUUCUGCCUAAUUAAAUUUCUGUUUUCUAGUA